UUUCAGCUUAUACUUAGAAAGAUAAAUUUCCCGAUUACAGUGAGAAAUCAGCCUAGUGAGUUGUGUACAGUGUUUCGUGAACAUUUAGGGCAUGUCCUGACAAGGGUUUCCGGGUGUAAAAAGUGUUUUUUAAGAAAAUAUUUGAAUAUUCUCAUAUUUGUGUUUGGUCUCAGUAGCGGCGGGUAGUUGAGAUGAGUUGAAGCCCGGCUCUCUGCUGUAUACACACGCAGGGUUCAACACACCCUUACUCUUUACACUAACCGUCCUAAACAGAAAUAUGGAUUAACACAAUUGUCAUGCAGAAUGUUUCCCUUUUUAACAGGGCUUAAGCGACAUUUUUGUAGUUUUGUAUUUAGCUUAAGCCAAGUUGUUUGACUGAGAGAAUGUGUGUCGUAUAGUCGUAAUGUAGAAGGGAGGGACGGGACCGUCCAACCGUUGCUGUCCUAGGGCCAGUCAAGCCGCGCAGUCCGGUACGCGUCAAUCCGGGCAUGCGUAUUCCAGUUAGGCCUGGUUGCGGAGUCCGGUCCACGUCAAGUUGCGGAGUUCGGUCCGCGUCAUAUUGCGGAGCCGCAGGAUUGGCGGAUGUUUAUAUCCUGUCGACCUGGAGCUGUGAACCGUACUGUACAUAAAUAUUCCGCCUGUGAACUAUGCAGGCUCAUAUACUCAGAUAGAGUAAACCAUCCUUCGCUAGAACCAACCUUAGAGUUGUCCAGUCUCCUGGUCUACAUACCUGGAGUAACCUGAACCAGAACCCAUGGAUGAUGGGUUUUCUAUGUUAGAUGAGUUUCAUGAUGAUCAGGCACUAGAACGACAGCUUGAAUCUCUACUUGAUGAUGCUUCCGACCAUCUACCAGAUCUGGAUGGCGGGGUACUUGGAGAAGGAACGCAUGCAUCCUCUUCAGUGGAUGAACUGGAUGUACUGGGACAGGAUAUAUUUGAUAACCCACAACCCCCGCAUGCAACACCUAGCUAUAAUCUUCCAUCACCAGGGGGACCCAUGCUCACCCAGCAUAAUAUCAACCAUCCUUUCCGGUCUAGUAGUGUUCAUAGUGUACACUCACCCCCACACUCUCAUCAUGCUUCUCCUGCAAACCAUAGUAUUCCUCCUUCUCCACAUCAGAUGCAGUCUCCUGCAAGCAUUCCUCCCUCCCCAGCUCAGCAUCAGUUCUCCGUACCUUCCCCUGCACAACCCCCUUCUCCUGCAACCUACCUUCCUAUGAAAUCUCCCGUUAACCUUCCCCCGCCGCAAUCUCCCGCCAAUGUAUACUAUUCAAAAUCCCCCGCCGCCCUCGCCCCACCACAGUCUCCUCAAAGUGUAAGAAUCUCAUCCACUCCAGGUCCUCCGGUGUUGUCCCCUCAGCCUGUUAAUAACUCUCAAAACUCAAUCUUCCUUGCCACACCUUCUCCGACAGGGUCGGUUAUUACGGGAACCUCUCUUUUACCCGGAACCGUUCUGAGCGGAAACCAACUAGGAAUGCAACCCUUGCAACUUCACUCCAACGGGACAAUAGUUAGUGGGGGACAGGUUUAUCAAAUACAGUUGCAACCUAAUGUAUCAAUGCAUGGAAUGGUAACUUCUUCUUCUAUUAGUUUAACACAGGCGCAACCUUCCCUGUCUUUUAGUCAUGGCAAGGGUAAGCAGCCCCAACUGCUUCCCAAACCAACCACUAAUGUUAGUCAACAGUCAGGAACUGUUCGUGUAUCUGGCCAAGGUGUAUCUCAACCUACUCAACCUACCCUUGGAUCAGUGAGUUCCUCAGCUCCCCAGCUCUUCAUCAAUCAAAAUGGUGUUAUCAGUAACGUGCAGCCAGCUCACACUCCCAUCAUCAUGGGACAGAUGAUGGCCCAGGCGGGGCAUGCUGGGACUCCAAUGAUAAUUCAACAGCCCUCUGGUGGACCCAUGUUUGUUCUCCGACCAAACAAUCCAGCUCUUCAAGCCAGUCCUACCAUAGUUCCUAUAGCUGCAGCUCAGACAGGGCUAGCCGGUCAAUUCUUCCUGCAGCAGGGUCAACAGAGAGGAAUCCUGGGUAACCAGCAGGUUAAACUUAUUCAGAACCAGGUUCAGAUGCAACAAAUUCAAACCUCCUCCGGACCCAAGCUCAUAGCUGUGCCAUUCGGUCAAACCCUACUCCAGGGUCAAAAUUUGAUCGCAACUCCAUCUUCUGGGGGUAUGCAGAUGGCUGGUUUAAACAGCUCCGGACAAAUACAAUUCCAAGCUGCGCCAAACAUAACCUUCUCUACUGCUUCAAUCAUGCCUAACAGCUCACAGGGAUUUACCUUUCAACCCCCCACCUCCUCCCAACAGUCAUGUAUAGGAAACAAUUUAGGAAUAAAGACAACUCAAAUCUUUCAACAAACCUCAGCUGGGCAAAUUACUCCGAUGAUAUCUUCUCAUGAAAACCUGAAUCUAGGAGUAAGUGCUAUUCUUGCUCCGAGUCAAUCUGUGAUACAACAAAAUACGCAACACAGGCCGGGUACUGAUCCCCCAGCAAUGUCUCCUCCAAAAAAGAAGAAAUCUAAGAAAAAGAAAAGAGACUUUGAUGAUGAACCUUCCCAGCAAAUGAAAAGUGGUACAGUAGACCUAGGAGCUCUCAUGAAAGAUGUCGGUCUUGAUCUUGAUGAUCUGGACAGCUGGGAUCAGAACCAGGAUAGUUCAUCUAAUAUAGAUAUUGGAUAUCAGAUCAGUGGGGUUCAGAGUCUUAAUUCUUCUCAAGAAUCAACUUCGUCCUCGGAAACUGAAUCCAAUACCCAACAUCUAUCCCAGGCAGAUAUACUACAGGGACAUGGACCACAGCUAUUCGUUCCUCAGCUAACGUCACAUGUUUCUCAACCAAUGACCUACACCACACAGGUGUCCUCCUCACAAUCUCAGCCCGUUCUUCAAACCUUAUCUCAGGGUUCAAGGAUGAGCACAACUCAAAUAGUUACCCCACAAGGAAUGAGCUCUCAGUUGGUUCCAUCCCAGGUUCUUAACUCAGUAGGUCAGAUGAUGGCUCCUCAAUUAAGUGCAGGAUCUUCUUUUCAACUGAUCCAAGGACCAGACGGACAGUUUAUUCUUCAGAGUAGUGCUACUCCUUCUCAACCUACUCCGACACCUGAACCUAACCUACCCCCUCCAACACCUGAACCUCAACCCCCCGCUGCUGUUACACCACCUAGAGCUUCUCCUCGUCCUGCAGCUAGAACUCGGCAACCCAUGGAUCCAAACAGAACUCCGCUCAUGGAGGAUGAAACCCUUCCGCCGGGUUGGCAUAGGAAGGUGUCUCAGAGGAAGAGCGGAGCAUCCGCGGGUAGAUACGAGGUGUUUAUCAUUGGCCCGUCUGGGAAACGAUUUAGAUCUAGAAAUGAGUUAAAAUCCUUCUUUGAGAAAACGGGGGAGAGCACUCUGAACCCAGAUGAUUUUGAUUUCUCCACAUUCGGCCGGAACAAUCCUAAGAGUGGAGGUUCAAGCUCCGGGAUUAUUCCUUCAUCCAAUCCUUCAUUUCCUCAGCGAGCUUCAUCAUUCAUCAGUCAGUCAUCCAUUAAUCAGUCAUCCACCAGUACAUCAACCAUCCUUCAACCCCCGUUGAACACUUCAUCCAUCCAGCAGUUUUCAUCCCAUUCCUCAGUAUCCCUCUCCUCUACUGCUCCAUCAUCUCUUAACACUGUUUUCAAUACAUCUUCCAUUAAUCCCUCCUCUUCAUCCUCCUCUGUAUAUUCCUCAACACAAUCUAAUAUUCAGGGUAUUCUUGGAUCUCAGGUUCCCCAGGUUCGAACUACUCCGUCUCAACUCAACCCGCUAUCAGAGACUGAGCUAAUCAAGAAGCUUGAGGUUACAGGGAUGGCAUCUGUAGCAGCAGCUAGAGCUCUAGAGACUGGAGUUCAAAGCUUGAGUUCAAGGAACAAUCUGCUCCAAUGUAUUCAGCAACCUCUGCCCCAGUCUGCCCUGGUUAGUCCUCCAGUGCUUGAGAUGUCCCGGGAUCCAACCCGAGCUCCGAGUUCUCUAGACAUACAUAAACCUCCUCCAUCCCUAGAUUUAUCUAGUUUAUCAAUCCCUCCUUCUCCUCUACAGGAUGCUGAUGAGCAGAUCUCAAAACUAUUAAAAACCCUUCAUCAGCAGCCUGGGAUAAAGAGUGAAGAAGAGAAGAUGGAGGAUAUCUUUAACUCCUUGUCAAGCAGAAGAAUUAUCCCUCAAACCCGUCCUCAUGGAGUAAAAUCUCCCGAACCACCGGUGAUCACGUCAAUGAAAUCCUCGGUGAAAAACUCCGGAGUGUUUAAUGAAAACAUUCCUUCUCCCUCGAUGCCCAUCCUGCUCCCCCAGGUUCCAAUAUCAGAGAGUGCCAAGGUUCAAGAAGGAGGAUUGUUUCAGAACUCUUAUCUCGAGAAUUUAGCUAAAACUCAAAUUGGAGAUAAACGAGGACGAUCUCGAAGUAGCUCCGGAACCGUAAAUAUACUGAGUCCAGGACGGAUGCCUCCUCUUCUCUCUCCGACCUCGGGACAAAAAGAGCAUUCUCUCAACCAAAUGAAAUCUUCAUCUGUGAUACAGCAAACCCCAAGGUUCGACUCUAGCUCAGCUCAGGGUGGACCUCCGAACGUGACAAUCCAAACCACAAUACCCGCCCCGGCAGGGAUGAGUAUGGGCGGAGCAGGAUCCCAGAUCCGAGCUAUGCAGCAUGCUCCACCCAACACUAGACUAGUCAGGGGACCCAACGGUCAAGUUACUCUUCAGAAGUUUCAAACAAUCGAACUAUCUCCUGGAAUGCAAAACACGUUUAAGAUGGUUGCACAAAGGAUAUCUGAUAUUGAGGCUAAGAUUGUUAAGACUCCUCAGGAUGAAGCUGAGCUUGCUUCUCUCCAGGCUAAACAACAUCAGAUACUAUCCACUGGGAGACCAGUAUCUAACCAGCCUGUUUCACAACCCAGCAUACCUCAACCAUCUCCCUACAGAGCUCAUUUAACCCAACCUAAACCUAACUUCUUACUGAGACCCAACCCUCCUCUGAGCCAAGCUCAACCGGGUGCAGGUUCUAACGGUCCAAAUCCUAAUUUUAUCCAGGGAGCUCAGCAAGAUUCUAGAAUCAUUUCUCAAAUCCCAUUCAACAAACUUGCUCAAAAUAUACCAGCUCAGAGUCUAAUGGAGGGUGCAGCUCCCUCCCUAGUUCAAUCCAACCCUGGAUUCCAUCCUUCCUCGCUGCCACCACAACUCAAACCUUCUCAACCUCAACCUUCCAUAAUUCCUCCGCUGACUGAAGUACAGAAGAAAAUUGUCGCCGAGUUCAAAUCCAAGAUAUCUAAUCUUCCUCCAGAUCAACAGCAGGCGUUCAUUGCUCAAAAUAAAUCGAAUCUCAUUCGUAAACUAAACUUCCAACCUUCACAAAUACAUACAUUGCAGGGAGGACGACCUCCGCUCAAUCAACCUUUACUUCCUCCCAUUCAAAUUGAACAGCCCCGACCUCCAAUGAUGCUGCUCCGACCUCCGAUGGUCCCUCAGACUAUCCUCCCAACCCUCCGUCCUCCUCCAACAGUAGUCCCGGAGCUUCAUAGUUUAAAUCCUCCGGAGUUUGGAGUAAUCAGACAACCAACCCUUCCCCCUGUAAUCACCAAGGCUAAGAAAAUUGCCUGGGUCGAAUCUCAGAUCAAGAAAGAUCAACAAGAGGCUGUGAAUCCUAAUUUUAAAACUCCGUUCCGGAGCAAGGAGGACGCAUGUAAGCGCCUGCUCAGAUAUCACGUGUUCGAUAGUCCCAACAUGACCCUGGAGGAAUGGAAUCAGUCUGAAGAUGAGUUUGAGACUAAAUCCAUCGCCCUGUUGGGUAAAUAUCACUCUAUGCUGAGUAAAUACCAUAUUCUGCUACUCCAGGAGAGCACUAGACUGUGUUCCAGCUCCGAGGAGGUUAUGCUGGCUAGACACUGGGAAGCAGACGAACGAGCAUCUUUAACAAAAGAGAAAGAAGAAUAUGCCAGAAUAGUUUCAAGGAUCAACGAGCUUCAACUAAAACCAAACCUCGAGGGAGACCAGGUGGAUGAGUUAGAAAAUCUACUGGAGAAAGCGGAACCUGCAUUUCCUCCGAUCCCUAGCUCCUGGGAGUCCAGGUAUGAACAGGUUGUUGGAAAACCUUAUGAAUCUUCGUCAUUUCCCGGCAAAGAACAUAUCAAACAUAAAGUAUUUUGCAAGAAACUAGAUCGGGUUUCAACUCAGCGCCUUACUCCUCUUCCUUUGGCGGAUAUUAAGAAGGAACCGGAUCUCUCCGAGAUGCCUGUUUUAGAAGACGAAAGGUUAUUCAGAUUUACCGAUUCAAAACUAUCUUUUAGAUCUAGAAAUAGUUCUCAAGCAAGUUUAGAUUCAUUUCGUUCACGGAAUGAUUCCGGAGCUUCUAAAAAAGAGCUUAGAGUCAAUUUGACGAACUUGAUGAGUUUCCCGAACCUAAAGAAGGAACUGACAGAGACUGGAAGUAUAUUUAGUUCAUCCUCACGACCUCAGAGCACUGAUCUCUCCUCCCCAGAACAUGGAGGUUCAUUUGUUGGACUUAAGUUUAACCGAACUACCACGGGCAGAUGGUCUGCUUCACUUAAACGUGAACUAGAGGAGAACGAGGACAACGAAGGCGGAGAUUAUCUUAGCGGCGGAGAAUGGAAAAAGAGUAGGUUAUCGCCCAGGUUUGGUUCGGACAGUGAUGACGACUUCACGCUGGCGGAUGUUGGCGGAGAGGCAGCUGUUCGAUCCAUGCUGGAAGAGGAGGUUGAGGACGAGGAUGACGAGGAGGAGGACGGAGAAGGAAUGAGAUUCUUUUCCCACGGAAACCUUUUUGAAUCCAAUCCGCGUGGAACUCCUGGGUCCGAGGGAGCGGAUAAUGACUCUGUACAGAACGCGAUUAACUCUAUACUAGAUUUACAUGACCGGGGUGGGAUUGAGACUCCUGAUGACCUGACUAAUCUGACCGGACUCCUGGACUCGAUAGAAGACGAGGAUCCAGCAGAUCCUAACCUAGACGCAGCUGUUAAAUCUAUUCAGGGUUUAUUGUAACCCUAUCCUGUAUCCUGUAUCAUGUAUUCAAUAUCCUGUAUCCUGUAUUCCUGUGCCAAAUAAUGAAAUCUCCCCCCCCCGCAUCCCUUCGCGCGGCAUUCUACUUCUACAAUUAGUUAAAUUAUUUAUUUUUGCUACUUAAAUGGUAUUAUUUUAACUGAA
Messenger RNA from Eurytemora carolleeae, 7162 nucleotides. RefSeq lists its product as uncharacterized. Gene Ontology annotation, molecular function: DNA binding. The coding region runs from base 755 to 7000 and encodes 2081 amino acids. The transcript has 8 exons. The record is from RefSeq and is a predicted model, not a curated record. NCBI's taxonomy places the organism in Eukaryota, Metazoa, Arthropoda, Copepoda, Calanoida, Temoridae.